AUUUAUAUGAUUAUUUUUUUUUUGCUAUUCUAGAUAUCUUCAUCUAAACUAAUAGCUCCUCGUAAAGUAGUUCAUGCUAUUGAUUGUGGAAGCUACCUAGAAACUCGUACAUCGUCUGGGAUUAAGUAUAUGAAGGUAAUCUAAAAAUAACAAAUUGAAGGAUCAUCAUUUUAUUGGUACAUCAGAAUUAGUCGAUUAUUAUGAAAGAGCUGAGAAUAGAAAAAUUAAAUUUACAGAUGAUCAAUCCCUUUAUAUUACCUAGAGACAAGGAUAAAAUUUUGUUUAUACUAUACCUUUAGGAAAUGAAAUUCCUGAAAACUAAACGUAUGUAUUAGUUUUAAAGUUUGCUGAGGUAUAAAGUAAUAAUUAUCUAGUUACAUUAUGAAGAAAGUAAUACAAGAGUUUUUAGUGUAUUUUUAGGGAAGAAGGUAAUUCUAUAAAAUAUUGAUAUUUUCUAAUUAGUGGGAGCAUUUACUGCACAUACAGAAUAUUUAGAAAUUGUAAUAGAUGGAGGAGGAGUCUAUUAUUAAGAAUAACCAUGUAUUGGAGCAUUAAAUAAUAGAAAUGAAUUAGUUAUUGGAUUUAGUGCUAGUCAAGAUUAAGCGACUAUUGCAGCUUUAUUUUUAUUUAAAGGACCUUUAAUAGAUACAGAUUUUGAAGAUAAAGAAAAGUUUUAAGAAAGAUGGAUCUAAAGAAAUACUCCAAGAACUAACGAAGAAAUGAAAAAAUAAAAUGAAGAAAGAGUUAAAAAUAUUGAAAAAGAAAUAAAAGAAAAAUAAAGCAUACUUAAAAUAAGAGAAGGAUUUGGUCAUGAAAUUGAAAUUGAAGAAGUUAAAUAACCUUAAAAAAAAAUGGAAUGGCCUGAAUUUUCAUUUCAAUUAUUAUUUAUUUUACUCAAAACACCCUUAGGAGCAGUCCUCUUAGUUGGGUUUUUGACAGUAUGUUUUGUAACAAUAAGUUUUGUCUUCUUUGAUCCAUAUGGAUAAAAUAAAAUAAAAUAAUAAUAUUAAGAAUUGAAAAAUUCAUAAGAAUUCAAACAAAAAAUAAUUCCUAAAAAAUAAGUAAUUCCAAAAUCAGAUUGA
Molecule: messenger RNA, 1082 nt
Organism: Paramecium sonneborni
Lineage: Eukaryota; Ciliophora; Oligohymenophorea; Peniculida; Parameciidae
Source: the annotation of a GenBank genome assembly